This is a messenger RNA of Scomber scombrus (Atlantic mackerel), 2671 nucleotides long. It is a transcript of the gene gnai1, whose product is annotated as guanine nucleotide binding protein (G protein), alpha inhibiting activity polypeptide 1. Gene Ontology annotation, cellular component: heterotrimeric G-protein complex. The transcript is spliced from 9 exons. Gene Ontology annotation, molecular function: G protein-coupled serotonin receptor binding; GTP binding; GTPase activity. The coding region runs from base 305 to 1369 and encodes 354 amino acids. Gene Ontology annotation, biological process: adenylate cyclase-modulating G protein-coupled receptor signaling pathway. NCBI's taxonomy places the organism in Eukaryota, Metazoa, Chordata, Actinopteri, Scombriformes, Scombridae. The record is from RefSeq and is a predicted model, not a curated record.
GCAACGAAUGGAGGCGGACGGGUGGGAGAGGCAUCACCAAGGAAUUGUUUCUCUAUCUAAAUAGCUUUCUCUCGGAUACAACGAGGAAUUUAACCCGAAAACACCACACUUUUUUUUUCUUUUUUUGAGAAAGUCGCAUCGUUUCCACCUAUUUUUCGAUUGCCUGUCAUUUAAAAAAAAAGGGCGUGUGUGCGGAGUGAAGGCAGUUUUUUUGUAACCAUUGAAUGCAGGUAUAUAUAUGGUGUUUUAGGUAUAUAUCUAUUUUUUAAACAGUAUCUGGGUCUUGAAGGACACAGAGUCGAGGAUGGGAUGCACACUGAGCACAGAGGACAAGGCGGCGGUGGAGCGCAGUAAAAUGAUCGACAGGAAUCUGCGGGACGACGGGGAGAAAGCAGCCAGGGAGGUCAAGCUGCUGCUGCUCGGUGCUGGUGAAUCAGGGAAAAGUACAAUUGUCAAGCAGAUGAAAAUCAUCCACGAGGCAGGUUACUCAGAAGAGGAAUGUAAGCAGUACAAAGCCGUGGUCUACAGCAACACCAUCCAGUCCAUCAUUGCCAUUAUCAGAGCCAUGGGGCGCCUCAAGAUUGACUUUGGCGAUGCCGCAAGAGCUGAUGAUGCACGGCAGCUGUUUGUGCUGGCGGGCUCAGCAGAGGAAGGAUUCAUGACAGCAGAGCUGGCAGGUGUCAUUAAGCGACUGUGGAAGGACGGAGGUGUUCAAGCCUGCUUCAGCCGCUCCCGCGAAUAUCAGCUCAACGACUCGGCAGCAUAUUACUUGAACGAUUUGGACAGGAUAUCCCAGGCUACUUACAUCCCAACUCAGCAGGAUGUCCUGAGGACCCGAGUCAAAACCACAGGCAUCGUGGAGACGCACUUCACAUUCAAGGACCUGCACUUCAAAAUGUUUGAUGUCGGCGGUCAGCGGUCUGAGAGGAAGAAGUGGAUCCAUUGCUUUGAAGGCGUGACCGCAAUCAUCUUCUGCGUGGCCCUCAGUGACUAUGACCUGGUGCUGGCCGAGGACGAGGAGAUGAACCGAAUGCAUGAGAGUAUGAAGCUGUUCGACAGCAUCUGCAACAACAAGUGGUUCACAGACACCUCCAUCAUCCUCUUCCUCAACAAGAAGGACCUGUUUGAGGAGAAGAUCAAGAAGAGUCCUCUAACCAUCUGCUACCCAGAGUACGCAGGUUCCAACACGUAUGAGGAAGCGGCCGCCUACAUCCAGUGUCAGUUUGAGGAUCUGAAUAAGAGGAAGGACACCAAGGAGAUUUACACCCACUUCACCUGCGCCACAGACACCAAGAAUGUGCAGUUCGUCUUCGACGCUGUCACCGAUGUCAUCAUCAAGAACAACCUGAAAGACUGUGGUCUCUUCUGAGGAGACAAUGGCGACAAAGACGACAAACCUUUUUUUCUCGGCAGUGGAGCCAGCUUAUUGUGCAUCUUUGAUGGGGAAGAUGAGAAGAGUCGGGAGGAUCAGUCACGGACCAGUGCUGUACUAUAUGCCACUUUUAACAGCUUUAUUUAUGUUUUUGUUUUGGAACAUUUUGAACUAGCGUUACGAAAUUUGUGUAGGAUGUUAGUCUCAUUGUAAAAGCCUCACCGCAAAUUUCCACACUUUUUUUUAUUUUUUAUUUUUUUUUUAUUUGAAUUCUUUUUGUUUUUUUACUUUCUGAGGAGAAGGAGGAGGUCACAUUUUCGCUGUUCCUUCUGCCGCUUUCUCUGGAAAAGGAAACUUUGCUGUUGGUGGAAAUGCUUCUUUUCCCCCUUCCCUACAACCAAGGGGGAAAAGGGGUACAACUAUGAGUCCAGUUAGUUGGUACUUGUGCCUUCGCAUGCCUUUUACUGCGGUCGUAGUCCCAAUGCUUGUUCUGUUGCCUGCUGAAUUGUUCUAAACAUAAGAGGUAAACUGUUUUCAUAUGUUAGUGUCCCUGCUAUCUUCUAUGUGCACACCACUGAGCUAUCGGGAGGAGGAAGAAGAUUUCUCUCUGGUCUAAAGGUACAUGGGUCUCCAUGGUGACCAACAUGUAGCCUCCACAGUCCCCUAACCCAUCCCCCCUCAUCCCCAACCUGCCAUGACAAUGAAUGGCCUCGCUGGCCGAUCACACAGUACAAUACUGAGAUGUAUAUUGUUACAUUUACCCCACAAAUCUGGGGUUCUGGUUUUUAAACAGUGUAUAAAAUAUCCAUUCUUUCCAACCAUUCGGAAAAUGGUUCGUUGAUGAGCUGAUAAUACGCUCAAGUGUUUUAAAGUACAAAGACCAGAGUUGACACAUUUUACUGUAUAUUUUAAUGUAUUUGGAGGAGAGUUCACAAAGUUUUUGGUGUUGAAAAGAAAAAAACUGAAUCACAGAAAAGAUGGUUGGAAAGGUGAGAAGGAUGUCUGAACUGUUCAGACGCUGUUCUUGGAUCCUAUCUAGCAACAGUUUGAGAGUAGAGGCACUGGUUGAGGAUCCAUGAAGCCUUUCAUUCAGGUGAUGGAAACAAAGAUGGUCAAGAGAGCUUGGUCUAUGAUUGAUGAUCAGUACUACUUUGCCAAGACAAGCGACAAACAUGGUCCUGGAUCUGUUCAUAUAAAGAAACUGCCACAACUGUCUAUGUAUGUGUAUGUUCUCCACGGACGGAGAAUCUUUGUAGACUCAUCUCCCUUAUUUUGCUAAUAAAAACCAUUUACAAACCA